Diospyros lotus (date-plum) is the source of this 754-nucleotide messenger RNA. RefSeq names its product bidirectional sugar transporter SWEET17-like. The coding region runs from base 44 to 715 and encodes 223 amino acids. NCBI's taxonomy places the organism in Eukaryota, Viridiplantae, Streptophyta, Magnoliopsida, Ericales, Ebenaceae. Gene Ontology annotation, molecular function: sugar transmembrane transporter activity. Gene Ontology annotation, cellular component: membrane. The record is from RefSeq and is a predicted model, not a curated record. Gene Ontology annotation, biological process: carbohydrate transport. The transcript is spliced from 5 exons.
UCUCAGCAACUCUGCAACUAAUCCAACUUUCUUUCUUCCCAUCAUGGAAACCCUAAGUUUCUGCGUUGGAAUAACUGGCGACAUCAUCUCAGUAUUGCUCUUUCUUUCCCCAGCAGGGACGUUCUGGCGGAUAGUGAAGCAGCGAUCAACGGAGGAGUUCGACAGCCUUCCAUACAUCUGCACGUUGCUCAGCUCAUCGCUAUGGACUUACUACGGGAUUACGCGGCCGGGGAGCUAUCUCGUCGCCGCCGUCAACGCUUUCGGAGUCGUCGUCGAGACCGUCUAUGUAUCGCUGUUUCUGCUGUUCGCUCCUCCAAAAAUGAGGGCUAGGACGGCGAUUCUUGCUGGGAUCUUGGACGUGGGGUUCCUACUGGCUGUGAUUCUAGUAACUCAUUUGGCAAUGGAGGGGGAUACGAGGAUUGAUGCGAUUGGGCUCCUGGGUGCUGGCCUCAAUGUUGUCAUGUAUGGUUCACCUCUUGCUGCCAUGGUACCAAAUGGAGCUGGGUUUAUUCUUGGGAUAGCUCAGCUGCUGCUCUACGCCGUGUACCAGGUCCAGGGAUCAUCAUCAUCAUCAUCAUCAAAACCAUACUCCCGCAGAUCAUCAAAGACCAUUUCUUCAUCAUCAUCAUCUCAUCAUGAUGAUGAUCACAAUCAUCAUGCGCAGCCCCUCCUAUCUUCUUCUUCCACAACAACUGAUCCAAUUCAUAUAUAUUAAUGUUUGCCUGUAUGGGCAGCUCAGCUGUGACCAGCUGGG